Heterostelium album PN500 is the source of this 765-nucleotide messenger RNA. RefSeq lists its product as uncharacterized. The record is from RefSeq and is a predicted model, not a curated record. Gene Ontology annotation, molecular function: actin filament binding. NCBI's taxonomy places the organism in Eukaryota, Evosea, Eumycetozoa, Acytosteliales, Acytosteliaceae. Gene Ontology annotation, cellular component: actin cytoskeleton; plasma membrane. The transcript is spliced from 2 exons. Gene Ontology annotation, biological process: actin filament bundle assembly. The coding region runs from base 1 to 765 and encodes 254 amino acids.
AUGUCAGCACCAGUCAAUUGUGAAGAAUGCCAAAAGAAAGUCUACCCAUUGGAGGCUCAUACUGCAGUUGGUAAAUCAUGGCACAAGCACUGUUACAAGUGUUUCGAGUGCAAGCAAGUAUUGAACUUGAAGACCGCUCAACCACACCAAGCCUCCCAACGUAUCUAUUGUAACACUCAUUAUCCAAAGGAAAAAGCUACCCAAGUCGCUGACUCUUUGGCAGUCAAGAAUGCCACAAACGCACCAAAGGUUAAUUUGGUAAACAACCAAAAGCGUGGAGACGACAUGGAGAAUCCAAUUCAAACCUCUGACACAAUGCAACUUAACAAUGCUAGAAAUGCACCAAAGGUUGAACGUCUUCCACCACAUCAAAGAGAUGAUCAACAUGUUAAACCAAUUGGAACUUUGGAUAUGGCACAUUUGAAUGCCAUCAAUGCUCCAAAGGUCGGUACUGUCAACGAUCAAGUUAGAAAUGUAGAUGCACCAAUCGGUGGUAUCGAUGUCACUCUCAAGAAUGCCAUCAACGCACCAAAGGUCGGUACUGUCAACGAUCAAGUUAGAAAUGUAGAUGCACCAAUUGGUGGUAUCGAUAUGGCUACCCAGACCGCUAUCAACGCACCUAAGGUCUCUGCUUACAACGAGCAAAUCAGAGGUACUGGUGAUGCUCCAUCCCAAGCCAUCGAUCUCAAGCUUCAAAAUGCCAUCAACGCUCCAAAACUGGACACAUACAACAACGAGAUUAAAUCAAUCGAACGUGAUGUUUAA